This is a messenger RNA of Leptopilina heterotoma, 4943 nucleotides long. RefSeq lists its product as uncharacterized. The coding region runs from base 638 to 4843 and encodes 1401 amino acids. The record is from RefSeq and is a predicted model, not a curated record. NCBI's taxonomy places the organism in Eukaryota, Metazoa, Arthropoda, Insecta, Hymenoptera, Figitidae. The transcript is spliced from 34 exons. Gene Ontology annotation, molecular function: monooxygenase activity; iron ion binding; heme binding.
AAUAUUUAUUAUUAUUAUUUAAAAUAAUAGAUUUAUUAGUAAUGCACUUCGAGCGAGUCUCAUCUCGAGAAACCUAGAAUCUCGAGAAAAAAACAAUGGAACAAAUUAAAUGUUACAUUUUCAUAUCAUUUCUUUUAUGAAAGGACAGAGUCCUAUUCUAUAAUUAUAAACGAACAAAAAAAUUGCAAAUCAAGUGCAAAAAACUAGAUAAAGCAGGUUUUUCUACAGACAAAAAGUAAAUUUUCAAUUAGUAUAUCCUUUACAUUGUAUAAUAAUAGAACAACUUCUUUUUUUUUUAAUAUUUACAUUCUCUUUCUACUCUAUAAAAGGUGCCAAGUCUUGAAUAAUCGAGUUUCAUUCUUGACUCUUGUGAUACAAAAUGCUUCACGAAUUUUUACAUCAAACUGCACUUUUAUUUACUUUUAAUGAAGUACCAUAAUUAAACGACAAUAAAUAAACUUUAAUAAAUAAAUGACAAUGAUUAAUAAUUAAAUUUAAAACUUAAAAAAAACUAAUUUUAAAAACUUUUAAAUUAAUUAUCUAGAAUAAACAAAAAAAAAUUAUAAUAAAGAAUUACUAUAAAAUAAAUUACAAAAAAAUUAUAAAAUAGUGUUUUAAAAAGUGAAGUGAACGAAAAAUGUUGUCAACAAUAUUGUGUAUUUUAGUGUCUGUUUGUGCAAUUUUUUAUUUUUUAAAUAAUAGAGAGUUAUAUAAGAGAACAAAUCACAUUCCGGGACCAUUUUCUCUUCCUCUAAUCGGAUGCGCUUAUAAAUUCAUUGGUGAUUCCACACAUUUUAUGACACAAAUUAUAAGAAUGAGUAAUAUAUACAAAUCACCAUUUCGAGUGAUAAUUGGAUCACGAAUAUUUCUCUUCACUAAGGAUCCGGAACAAGUAAAAACGAUUCUUCAAAGUUCGAAAACAAUUGAAAAAACCGAUAUCUACGAUUUUGCUAAACUUUGGCUUGGUAACGGAUUAGUUACGGCUGAACAUAAAAUAUGGCGUAAACAUCGAAAAAUGAUUCAACCAACGUUUAAUAAAAACAUAUUGAAAACUUUUAUUUCAAUUUUUCAAAAAAAUUCACUUCUUUUGACAAAAACUUUUGAAAAAGAACUGAAUGGACCGGAAUUUGAAAUUACACCUCAUGUUACCUUGAUGGCUGUCAGUAAUAUUUGUGAAACUUCAAUAGGUGUUUCGGUAGAAACACAAAAAAAGGAGGUUGAACAAUUUUACAUAUUUUCCAAAAGGGUUUUUCAUGUUUUAUUUAGUCGAUUAAUUCAAAUAUGGUUACAUCCAGAUUUUUUAUUCAAUUUAAGUUCACUUGCAAAAAGUUUCAAUGGUUACGUUACGUUCAUACAUAAUUUCAUUGAUGAAAUUAUUCAAAAAAAGAGAGAAGCAUUGAAAAUGAAAGCAAAUAUAAAUCAAGGUACUAUUUUUACAGAAGAUUCUUUAAAAGGCAGAAAACGAACUUUGGAUUUAUUAUUAGAAUUAUCGGAUAGUGAAAGUUUUACGGAUAAAGAACUUCGAGAAGAAGUGGUGACUCUGAUAACUGCUGGUUCUGAUACCACAAGCAGAGUGAUCAGUUUUGUAUUUCUUAUGUUGGCAAAUUAUCCUGCAGUUCAGGAAAAAGUUUACGAGGAAAUAUUUAGCGUUUACGGUUCUGAUGAUUCAGAAAAAAAUCCAGUGAAAUUCGAAGAUUUACAUAACUUUAUGUAUUUGGAACGUGUUAUCAUGGAAACAAUGAGAAUAUUUCCAGUUGUUCCACUCAUUGGUCGUUUGGUUUUAGAAGAUAUAGAAUUGGACGGACAAACAGUACCAAAAGGUUGCUCGGUAGUUCUUUUUGCAUUGGGACUUCAUCGAAAUGAAAAAAUAUGGUCCGAUCCAUUAAAAUUUGAUCCUGACAGAUUUCUACCGGAGGAAGUUAAUAAACGCCAUCCUUGUGCCUUCAUUCCAUUCAGUUUUGGUUCCAAAGACUGCAUAGAUUUUAUAGAACGAAUGAUGAAAAUUAAUUACACUUAUAAAUCACCAUUUCGAAUGACAAUGGGAACACGAGUAUUUAUUUUCACUCAAGAACCAGAGCAGAUAAAAACGAUUCUUCAGAGUUCAAAUACAGCUGAGAAGGAUAAUAUUUACAAUUUUGCUAAACCUUGGGUUGGCGAUGGAUUAAUAACUGCUGAACAAAAAAUAUGGCGCAAUCAUCGAAAAUUAAUUCAUCCAACGUUCAAUAAAGCAAUACUACAAUCAUUUGUAUCAAUUUUUCAAAGAAAUUCACUUUUAUUGAUAAAAGAAUUUGAAAAUAAAAUAAAUGGACCGGAAUUUGAAAUUACACCUUAUGUUGCAUUCAUGUCUGUCAGUAAUAUUUGUGAAACUUCAAUGGGUAUUUCUGUAGAAACACAGAGAAAGGAUGUUGAAAAAUUCUACAAUUUCAUGGACAGGGCAUUUCAUGUUUUAUACAAACGAUUGAUGCAAGUGUGGCUACAUCCCGAUUUAUUAUUUAAUAUGAGUGUCAAUGGAAAAAAAUUCAAUUCCUACAUUACUUUUAUGCACAAUUUUACUGAUGAAGUGAUUCAAAAGAAGAGAAAAUCUUUACAAAUUAAAGGAAAUGAUAUUCAAGAGGAUUCUGAAAAAGUGAGAAAACCAACUUUGGAUUUUUUAUUAGAACUUUCGGAGAAUGAAGGCUUAACGGAUAAAGAACUUCGUGAUGAAGUGGUAACACUCAUAUGUGCUGGUUCUGACACUACAAGCAAAACAGUGGAUUUUGCACUUUUUAUGUUGGCAAUUCAUCCUGAAAUUCAGGAAAAAGUUUACGAGGAAAUUUUUAGCGUUUACGGUUCUGACGAUCCGGAAAAAAAUCCAGUGAAACAUGAAGAUUUACAUCACUUUAUGUAUUUGGAACGAGUUAUCAAGGAAACAAUGAGAUUAUUUCCAAUUACUCCUCUCCUUGCUCGUAUGGUGUCAGACAAUAUUGAAUUGGAUGGAAAAACAGUGCCAAAAGGUUGUUCGGCAAUUAUUUCAGUUUUGGCACUUCAUCGAAAUGAAAAAAUUUGGCCUGAUCCGUUAAAAUUUGAUCCUGACAGGUUUCUACCCGAGGAGUCGAUUAAACGUCAUCCAUGUGCAUUCAUUCCAUUCAGUUUUGGACUCAGAAACUGCAUAGGUCGUUCAUAUGCCAUGAUAUCGAUAAAAGUUUUAUUAGUAACAUUACUGAGAAAAUAUGUUUUGAUAAAGGACAAAAUUACCAAAGUCAAAGAUAUUAAAUUAAAAAUGGAUAUAAUUCUUCAAUUUUCUAAACCCAUUAAAUUAAGAAUUUAUAAAAUAGCGUUUAAAAAAAUAGAGUUUAAAAGAAAAAUGUCAACAAUACUUUAUAUUUUAGUGUCAAUUUUGACAACGAUUUGUGCUAUUUUUCAUUUCUUCAAGAACAGAGAAUUAGUUAAGAAAACGAAUCAGUUUCCGGGACCGUUUAAUCUUCCUCUCAUUGGAUGUGCUUAUAAAUUCAUUGGUGAUUCUACAAAUUUUAUGAAACAAAUUAUAAAAAUUAGUUCCACUUAUAAAUCACCAUUUCGACUGAUAUUUGGAUCAGAAAUAUUUAUUUUUACUAAGAAUCCCGAACAAAUAAAAACGAUUCUUCAGUGUUCAAAAGCAAUGGGAAAAGCUUAUGUUUAUGAUUUUGCUAAACCAUGGUUGGGUGAUGGAUUAGUGACUGCAGAAUAUGAAAUAUGGCGUAAACAUAGAAAAAUAAUUCAACCAACGUUCAAUCAAAAAAUACUGCAAACCUUUUUUUCAAUUUUUCAAAAAAAUUCACUUCUGUUGAUAAAAGAGUUGGAAAGUAAAAUAAAUGGAUCGGAAUUUGAAAUUUCACCUCAUAUUGCAUUUAUGGCUGUCAGCAAUAUUUGUGAAACUUCAAUGGAUGUUUCUGUGGAAACACAAAAAGAGGAUGUUGAAAAAAUGUACAACUCUGCAGAAGGGGCAUUUUCUUGUAUCCAAAAACGAUUUCAGCAAUUAUGGUUACAUUCUGAUUUAAUAUUUAAUAUGACUUUCAUUGCAAAAAAAUUUAAUUCAUACGUUAAAUACACUCAUUACUUCACUAAUGAUGUCAUUCAAAAAAAGAAAGAAGCUUUAAAAUUAAAAGCAAACGAAAAACGAGAAGAAUUUCCAAAAGAGAAAAAAGCAACUUUGGAAUUAUUAUUAGAAUUAACGGACAAUGAAUGCUUAUCGGAUAAAGAACUUCGCGAUGAAGUGAUAACACUCGUAACGGCAGGUUCUGAUACCACAAAUAAAACUUUGGAUUCUGUAAUUUACAUGCUGGCAAAUAAUCCCGAAAUUCAGGAAAAAGUUUACGAGGAAAUUUUUAACGUUUAUGGUUCUAAUGAUCCAGAAAUAAAUCCAGUGAAAUUUGAAGAUUUACAAAACUUUGUGUAUUUGGAACGAGUAAUGAAAGAAACAAUGAGAUUAUUUCCAAUUGCUCCUUUACUUGCUCGUAAGGUUACAGAUGAUUUUGAAAUAGAUGGAAAAAUAGUACCAAAAGGCUGUUCGGCAGUUAUUUUAGUUAUAGCACUUCAUCGGGAUGAAAAUGUUUGGCCCGAUCCGUUAAAAUUUGAUCCUGAUCGUUUUCUUCCGGAAGAAGUGAAAAAACGUCACCCAUGUGCUUAUAUUCCAUUCAGUUAUGGUCCCAGGGAUUGUAUUGGUCGUGGUUAUGCCAUGAUAUCAAUGAAAGUUUUAUUAGUAACAUUGCUAAGGAAGUACAUUUUGAAAGUAGACAAAAUUACCAAAAUCGAAGAUAUUAAAUUAAAAAUGGAUACAAUUCUUCAAUUUUCUAAACCCAUUAAGUUAAGAAUUGAAAAAAGAUGAUGAUUUGCUGGAAAAAUUAAGUUAUUCAUCAUAGUUAUCCUCAACAUUGUGAUGUAAUUUUUGAAUUAAUCUAUUAUGUUAAUAAUAAAAAUAAAAAAGU